Clavispora lusitaniae ATCC 42720 is the source of this 1317-nucleotide messenger RNA. RefSeq names its product GPI-anchor transamidase. Lineage: Eukaryota; Fungi; Ascomycota; Pichiomycetes; Serinales; Metschnikowiaceae. Gene Ontology annotation, biological process: GPI anchor biosynthetic process. Gene Ontology annotation, cellular component: endoplasmic reticulum membrane; mannosyltransferase complex. Gene Ontology annotation, molecular function: alpha-1,6-mannosyltransferase activity; GPI mannosyltransferase activity. The record is from RefSeq and is a predicted model, not a curated record.
AUGGUACACGUCCUGCAUAAUUACUCGCGCUCUGCUCCAACAUCACCACUUCAACACCUUCUCAUCACCAUGCGGCUUCUUUCGCUUUUCCUCGCGUCAAAAGCCGCCCAGUUCGUGCUUCUUUCGCUUGUUCCUGCGCAAUUUGAUACUUCGUCGCAGAUACUCCUAUCCCACCAUCGUCCUGAAAAAUAUGCCCUUGUCUCAGCGUUUCCCAUUCCUUUACAAAAGGCUGCAGAGUUUGUCUUGUCUCGCGUUGUAGACCGUUUAGUCGUCUGGGAUGCGGUUUACUUUAGCCACCUUUUCACGAACGGGAUAACCUAUGAGCAUGAAAAUGUUUUCUGUCCUCUCUGGUGGCGGCUCGUGAGUUUUUGUAGCCGCCAGCUUGGCUGCCAUAAUUUUUACAGCCGGUUUUUGUGCGCGACAUUGUUAUCGUGCACCGCCCACUAUGCCGCGACACUUGUGCUUGGUGCCUACACCCGCCUUGUUUUUCAGGACGCUCGUCUUUUUUCGCCCCAGCGCAUGGCGCGCGCGGCCCAAGUUGUGUUUGUGAUUUCGCCCGCAGGCAUUUUUCUCACCGCACCGUACGCCGAGCUGGCCGCUGCCCUCUGCAGUUUCGCGUGUUUGUACUUGCGCGAGAGUGGUACGCUCCAAGGCGUGGGCUCUCUAUACGUGGCUAGCGGCAUCUUUGCUGCUCUAGCUUACGGCAUGCGUGCCAAUUGCUUGUUGUUGGGCGGUGUCUAUCUCUGGGAUGUGGCCUGGCCCCGAACGGCCGGUGUGUUGGUGGGCCCUGGUUUAACAGCUAGACGCAUAUGGGCGUUGGCGGCUGGUUGUAUAUUGGGCGCCUCUUUCGUGGCCUCCAAUGUAGCCAACUACGUUUCAGUUUGUUCCCUCGGCCGCGGUGAGUGGUGCGACCAAGUGGUGCCAUCGCUCUUUGCCUAUGCUCAGUCCCACUAUUGGAACGUAGGUUUCAUGCGCUACUGGAGUGCAAACAACAUUCCGAACUUCAUGUUUGCGAUCCCUGUGGUGACGUUACUGGUGGUGAGUAUUCGGUAUUUCCAAUAUGAGUAUCCUGUGGACCGUGUGCUGGCUGUUCUGGCUGUCAACGGCUUGUUCGUCAUGAUGGUGGUGUUGUUCUGGCACGUGCAGAUCGUCACGCGUAUUCACACUUUCUUACCUAGCGUGUACUGGCUUAUGGCCGGGUUUUUUACCCAGAAGGGGCUUACAGGUGCUCGCUGGGGACGUUGGUGUAUGGCGUACAUGGUGGUGUGGUGCGCGGUCCAGACUGCUAUGUUUGGUGCGUUUUUACCACCAGCCUAG